AUGACUCUCUGGUCUGUUGGAAAGGCUCCUAGCCCAAGGGCUAGCGAGGUCCUCUUAAACAACCUAAAGUCUGGUAUACUCUCCCACACUGUUACCAUUCCGAGUCCUAAUCGACCUCGAUUUUCCUCUACAUUGCAAGUUGCUGCAAAGACAAAGACCAGUCCACCUUCACCUACCCUCCCUCCUCUAUCAGCUCUUCCUACGAAGGUACUCCUUCGCUCGUUACUGGUUUCUACUAUCUCCUCGAAGCCACUACUAUUAAGAUGCUCCCUCUGGCUUAUGUCAAUCCUCUCCAAGCCGGACGGAAAUUACUUUUUGAAUGUGGAUCGUAAUCCCAUUCUACAUGGUAUUCUGAAGAAGACAUUCUACGAACAGUUCUGUGCUGGUGAAACAGACGCGGAAACAAGAGCAACUAUCCGAGAACUUAAGGAUAUGGGUUUCCGUGGUGUGAUCAUGACUUAUGCUAAGGAAACUGUGUUCGAUCAUCGCACAAAUACCCAACAGGGACUUGGAAUUGCCGCGCUGGAAGCGGAAAAGAAUAAUGAUCCUGCUCAUCCCCUCGUGGCCCAGUGUGCCAAUAUCGAGGCGUGGAGAAAGGGAACUGCUGAGACAGUGGAACAAUUAGAUGAUGGUGAUUACCUAGCCGUGAAAUUAACCGGUGCCGGUCCAACCGUAACAGAAGCUUUCUCAAAAGGCGAACUCCCACCACCCCAAAUGCUCGAAGCCCUAGAUCAAAUCUGCACCCGAUGCAAAGAACGAAACGUCCGUAUCCUCGUUGACGCCGAAUCUCACCACUUCCUCUCAGGAAUCCUCCGUGUCACGCUAGACCUCAUGCGAAAAUAUAAUCGUGACGGAUACGCCCUGAUCUAUAAUACCUAUCAAGCUUAUUUGAAGAGUACCCCGGAGACAAUUUCAAAACACAUGACAGUAGCCCAACAAGAAGGCUUCACAUUCGGUCUGAAGCUUGUCCGUGGUGCAUACAUCGCUUCCGAUGAACGAUCCUUGAUUCACGAUACAAAGGAAGAUACCGAUGCGGCGUAUAACGGUAUUGCCCAAGGAGCUUUGAAACAGACUAUUGGAAAGUUCGGCGUGGAGACUACUUUCCCUCCUGUUAAUUUGUUCCUCGCAAGUCAUAAUAAAGCCAGUGUUGUCGAUGCUCAUAAUCUUCAUCAACAGCGUGUUGCUGCGGGUUUACCUACUGUUCCUGUUCGCUUUGGUCAGUUGCAUGGUAUGUCGGAUGAAGUCAGCUUCUCGCUAUUACAACUCAAAGGGGGUGAUGGAUCGCCGGAGGUUUAUAAGUGCUCGACUUGGGGAACUAUGGGAGAGUGUUUGGCUUAUCUUUUAAGGAGGGCGAUUGAGAAUCGGGAUGCGGUUUUGAGAACCAGUGAUGAGUAUAAUGCUUUGAAGGCGGAGUUUGGAAGAAGGGCGAGGUCUGUUUUCUUUCUUUCAUAG
Penicillium malachiteum is the source of this 1452-nucleotide messenger RNA. RefSeq names its product proline dehydrogenase family protein. Lineage: Eukaryota; Fungi; Ascomycota; Eurotiomycetes; Eurotiales; Aspergillaceae. The record is from RefSeq and is a predicted model, not a curated record. Bases 1 to 1452 code for a protein of 483 amino acids. Gene Ontology annotation, cellular component: mitochondrion. Gene Ontology annotation, molecular function: proline dehydrogenase activity; FAD binding. The transcript has 2 exons.